Messenger RNA from Neocloeon triangulifer, 1017 nucleotides. RefSeq names its product large ribosomal subunit protein uL16m (gene mRpL16). NCBI's taxonomy places the organism in Eukaryota, Metazoa, Arthropoda, Insecta, Ephemeroptera, Baetidae. Gene Ontology annotation, biological process: mitochondrial translation. Gene Ontology annotation, cellular component: ribosome; mitochondrial large ribosomal subunit. The coding region runs from base 228 to 962 and encodes 244 amino acids. The transcript has 5 exons. The record is from RefSeq and is a predicted model, not a curated record. Gene Ontology annotation, molecular function: structural constituent of ribosome; rRNA binding.
UGGUUGCGGAAGGCAUGAGUCAUGAGAGAGUACGGAGAGCGAACAACAACAAUUUGAUAAAAACACAACAUUUUCCGUUCAUUGUUCAUUAGACCGAGAAUUACACUUUUUUAAGAAUUAUCAUUCAUUUCUACUAAUAGAUCCUAUCGAAAAGAGUUUAAAAAGCUUUCUAGAAGAUCACAUAUUUGUGAUUUUAUUAUCUCAAAUUAUUAUAAGAAGGGAAGAAAAUGAGCCUCACGCUGACCAUAAAAACUGCCAUGCAAACGGCAGCAGGCCUGCAACUAGCAGUGCUUCGGGUACCCGUAGCAGGACUCAAAUACUUUGCUCCACCUGUAACAUUUGGAGAUAUUGAUUUCCCUGAGAGGAGGAAGUUGAAAGUUGUGGAUAGGCAGCCUCAGUACACUGCAACGAUUCGUCCACCGAAAAUGACCAAAAGACUUGACCUCAUGAGAGGACCAGAAGAAUAUCACAAUUUUCUUAUUCACAAGCAAUAUGGAAUUCAGGCCCUUUGUGGAGGACGAAUGGCGUACAACCACUUUGAGAUGGUCCGCUAUACCUUGGGCCGAAAAAUUAAUCCCAACACCAUGUUUCCGCAGUGGAGAAUAGAUCCGCCGUGGCUGCCCGUCACCAAGAAGGGCCAAGGUCAGCGAAUGGGAGGUGGAAAAGGUGCCAUCGACCAUUAUGUGACGCCACUCAAGGCUGGAAGAAUUGUCCUUGAAAUCGGAGGUCAUUGUACCUUCGAUGAAGUCAAACUUUGGCUCGGGGAAAUCGCUAACAAGUUGCCAUUCAAGGCCAGAGCUGUCAGCCAAGAAAUGCUGGAAAAGGAUAAGUUGCAGGAAAUCGAGGACGCCAAGAAUAAUUUGAACCCAUACACUAUGGAAUAUAUCAUUCGGAAUAACAUGGCAGGUGUCCAGAAUUGGAUAUCUCCGUUUGAUAGGAAGUGGUUCUGCAAAUACCGGUAAAUAAGUCGAUGUUGCUUUUAGUGAUGAGAAUAAAAGUUUACACCAAUCUGAAUGG